Molecule: messenger RNA, 2895 nt
Organism: Nothobranchius furzeri (turquoise killifish)
Lineage: Eukaryota; Metazoa; Chordata; Actinopteri; Cyprinodontiformes; Nothobranchiidae
Source: RefSeq, a predicted model, not a curated record
GACGGGAACUAAUGCGCUGCAGCGUUUCACACGGAGCCUUUAAAGCGCAGCACGCUCUGUGGACAGAACUUUACGCGGUGGAUUUUUGAAUGAAGGAUUAAAAAUAGUUUAAAUAGGACCCGAAGAAGUUCUUGAGGACUCUAAACGGAAAAGACGCUAAGAGACGAAGAUAUCAGCAAGUGCAAAGAUGACCCACCUACUCAGCCUCAUUUGAGGACAUUUCCAGGGACAUUAAUAGGAGACAGAAGACGCAGCUUUCAGCCAAGCUGGUAUGAAAGUCAUCCUUGGGUUGAAUAUUCGGUUUCAAUGGACUCUACUUAUUGUCAUGCAUGCAGACAUUUUAGCCCACCAAGUAGCGCAGGAAGUGUGUUUGACUCUCAGUGUGGAUUUAGAAACUGGAAAAAAGCAACUGAGAGAGGAGGGGGGUUUUCAGUACACGCAAAGUCUGAAAGGCAUAAGGACUCAAUGAUAGCGUGGAGGGACUACCAGAGGGCUGUGAAAGCUAAUACAACAUUGGCUAAUAUACUCGACAAGGAACACAGUAAAAAGGUUAAAGAAAAUCGUGAGUAUAUCAGAACAAUUGGUGAAGUGAUUUUGCUUACAGCCCGGCAAAACAUAGCACAGAGAGGACACAAUGAGUCUGAGGAAUCAAAUAACAAAGGCAACUUCAGGGAAAUUCUUGAAAUGGUUGCAAAUCAUGAUCCAGCUGUUAAACGUAGACUCACAUCCAUUCACAACGCAAAAUACACAAGCAAGGUCAUUCAAAAUGAGGUUCUUGAUUGUUUGGCAGAAAUGGUACGCUCUGAAAUCAUUGAAGAAGUGAAAAGCAGUCAGUAUUUCAGCAUCAUGGCAGAUGAGACUAAAGAUGUUUCAAAACAGGAGCAGAUAUCAUUCAUACUCAGGUAUGAUGGAGCUAUCAAGGAAAGUUUUCUCCAUUUUGAAUCUGCAGAAAGACUAGAUGCAGUGGGCCUUACUGAAAAGAUAGUCAACCUAUUGGAACACCAUGGAUUAGACUACAAAAACCACCUUAUAGGCCAAGCAUAUGACGGUGCUGCUGUAAUGAGUGGUAAGCAUUCUGGGGUCCAGGCUAAAAUUAAAGAGACAGCUCCAUUUGCAUUUUACAUCCAUUGCAGUGCCCACUGUCUCAAUUUAGUAUUAGUUGAUUCUAUCAAAGCAGUCCCAGAAGCAGAGGAAUUUUUUGCUCUGUUACAGAGUCUCUAUGUUUUUACUUCUGGCUCAUAUGUACACCCCAAAUGGCUGGCUGUGCAAAAUGAGAUGUAUGGCAGCACAAGAGAGCUACAAAAAUUAAGUGACACAAGAUGGGCUUGCCGAUUCAUUGCUCUACGCAACAUAAUGGACAGAUUACCUGCCCUAAAACGUGUCCUGCAAGAGACUGCACAAGAGCGCAGGGGAGAAAAAUCUUCUGAGGCUCGAGGUCUUCUGGCACAGAUUGACCUAGAAUUUGUUGUGCAUCUUGUUACGCUCCGUACAUUGUUCGGGGAAACAAAGCUUCUUUCAGAUAUGCUGCAGUCCUCAACUGUUGACCUCUCAAAAGCAGCCGUUUAGUUGAAGGAUUAGUGCAGACUUUAACAGAUUUCAGGCAGGAGUCCUUUUUUGACAAGUUGUGGGGGGAAGUACUGAACAUUUGUGAACAGUGUGAUGCUGCCACACAGUCGGAAGCAAAACGACAGAUAAAGACAAGCUCCAGACUUCGUGAGUACCACAUACUAAGCUCAGUUGGUCAGAGGGAGCUGGCCUCUGACAAAGAAACUUAUCGGUCUUCUUUUUUUAUCCUGUCAUUGACUGCAUGCUAAGUGAACUGAGCAGACGUUUUUCAAAGACCAGUUGUGAGCUGAUGAGCAGUAUUCGAUCUCUUAACCCUAAAAGUGAUGCUUUUUUGAAAGACACCACUUUGAGUUUGGUCAUCUUUUUGAUGCUAAUAUUGAGGAUCUGGGGCAUGAACUGCAUCAGUUCAAGAGACUUUUGGAUAGAAAAAUAAAGACUGGUGUGGUUGAAAAGCUUUCUGAUACAGUGGAGUUGAUCCGUUUCACAAGGAGGUAUUUUACGAGUUCUUUAGACUGUGCAAAAUCGCAGUUGCACUCCCAGUAAGUUCUGCCUCUUGUGAGCGGAGUUUUUCAACAUUAAAAUUAGUAAAAACCUACCUCCGGUCUACCACUACAGAUGAGCGCCUUAGCAAUCUAGGGGUGCUAAGCAUUGAAUCCAGAAGGGCCAAGGCUCUGAAUCUUGAAGCAUUUGUAGACCGUUUUGCAAGACAGCACAAACGUAGAAUACUGUUAUUGUAAUGGGACAGAUUACUGUGUGACCAAUUACUGUCACAUCUUGAUGAUGAUUUAUGCUGUAAAACUAAAUCAGCAAAAACUUACACAAAAGAAGUGUGUGUGUGUGUGUGUGUGUGUGUGUGUGUGUGUGUGUGUGUGUGUGUGUGUGUGUGUGUGUGUGUGUGUGUGUGUGUGUGUGUGUGUGUGUGUGUGUGUGUGUGUGUGUGUGUGUGUGUGUGUGUGUGUGUGUGUGUGUGUGUGUGUGUGUGUGUGUGUGUGAGUGAGUGAAUGUUUAUUUUUCAUAUGUACAGUUCAUGUGCAGAUAUUUUAUUUGUUUGAAUGUUUAUUUUUCAUAUGUACAGUUCAUAUAAUCUUCUAAUAAAGUCACAAACUAUAAUAAUUGACUAGAAUUGUUUUUUUUACUCAAGUCUCAUGUUACUGUGAAGCAUUCAGAAUUGUUAUCUGAGUACCAUAAAAACAUGCCAGUUUUACUUUCACAAGUAAACCAUUACUGCAUUUGCCGUAAUAGUUUACUUGUUCAUUGUCUUUUAUUAUGAUUUUUUUUUCUUGUGCCCCCAUGAAAAAAUACUGGCCCCACUGUGGCCCCCCUGGAAAA